Phaeodactylum tricornutum CCAP 1055/1 is the source of this 886-nucleotide messenger RNA. RefSeq names its product phospholipid scramblase (gene PLS1). The transcript has 3 exons. Gene Ontology annotation, cellular component: plasma membrane. Lineage: Eukaryota; Bacillariophyta; Bacillariophyceae; Surirellales; Neidiaceae. Gene Ontology annotation, molecular function: phospholipid scramblase activity. The record is from RefSeq and is a predicted model, not a curated record. Gene Ontology annotation, biological process: plasma membrane phospholipid scrambling. The coding region runs from base 1 to 771 and encodes 256 amino acids.
AUGGGGUGGAUGAAGGAGUCGCACGAGGGUACGUGUAACUUCUUGAUGCAGAACCAAACGAUGGAUCGCGGCACUGAUGCCAUGAAGGCCCACUUGUCCGGUUGUGACAAGAUGGACAUUCGUCAAACCCGCCGUGGUUGGUGCCAAGAGAUGCUUGGAUGUGAAGCCAAGACGGAGUUCCGUUACUUCAUCGGUGACCAACAGAUUGCCCAUUCUCUAGACGAUGCUUCCUGCUGCUGCCGAUUCUUCUGUCCCCUCAUCAGUCCCUUUGUGACAGUCGUCAAGGAAGUCAACACGGAGGCGGAGCUCUUGACUGUGAAACGUCCGUGCGCGUGCGCUCCCGGAGCCUCAUCCUUCAGCUCGGGUGGUGUCCCAUUGGGAUCGAUCAAGGAAAACUGCUACUACUGUGUUCCGCAGUACAAGAUCCGAGACGAUCAAGGCAAGGACGUGUACACGGUGCAUCCGCCUACCUGCUGUGGUGGUUGCUGCGUGAACUGUUGCGCCGAAGGCAAUCCCUGCACCCGCAAAGGCUGCUGCAAAGCGAGCUUUCGAAUGUACGCUCCGGGCCAGUCCAACACCAAUGGUGACGCUCCGUAUGUGGGUCAGAUUUUGAAGAAACCCAAAUCCGCCAUGGUGGAGAUCUUUACCGAUGCGGAUGCCUUUGAAGUGGCAUUUCCCAACGAUGCGUCGGUGGAGCAAAAAGCCUUGUUGGUGGGAACGGCCAUUUUCUUGAAUGCCAAUCACUUCGAGGAAAAUGCCAAUAGUGGCUGAUACUGGAAAGCGAUGCCUGUUUCUGCCUUGGUAGCAGCACAUACCGUUUAGCGAGUGGUUCCGUGGAAAAAAGAAGUAAAAAAAUCUAUAUAUGUUUAGUUAAGUUUCCGUUGUC